UGCAUACACCGGCGGGAUCCCCUGUAAGGGGUGCGUGAGGGAUUCUCCUGCUGACCUGUAGGGAUCUAGAGGAUUUUAAUGGAUAACUGGGAAGUGCUCUGAGUUGCAGGGAUUUUUUUAAAGAGCACCUUGGUGGGAAAAACUGCACCUGACUGAAGGUGACAAUCAUCUGUUUAGCUGACAAUAACAGGACAGGGAUCUACAAGUGAAUAUUUUGUGGGGCAGCUAUUCUCCCAUAUCACAGUUUGGUGGAAACAUUGCACCGGAUCCUGCAGGAGUGGUAUCUAACAAUUCACUUAAUAAUAACAGAAGAGGAAUUUUCAAGGACUAAAGAAUUGGGAGACACCUGGAAGUGCCAUUUCAGCUAUGGGGUUUAUAGGGAAGUGCAGCAUUUUGCUGGUUUCUUGGCUGAUUUCCACUGUAUGCUGUAUGUCACCAGAGUGUUUUAUCAUGAACGCCAUUGAGGAGAAACGCUAUGAAUGUUUGAAGAAUUAUGACAACCACACUUCAGGAUGCAGACAGAUGUGGGACAAUAUAACUUGUUGGCCGUCUGCAGCAGUAGGGGAGGUGGUUGUGCUUCCGUGCCCAAAUUAUGUUGACUUAUUUUCCAAUCCAAAUGGCAAUGUCUCCAGAAAUUGUACCGCUGGGGGCUGGUCAGAAAUGUAUCCUGAAAAAUAUGCAGAUGCUUGUGGCUAUGACAGCAACAGUACUCAGACUGAACAGACUGCAUUUUUUGGGAUGAUAAAGACUGGAUACACGAUUGGACAUAGCUUGUCUCUUAUUUCCCUCACUGCUGCAAUGAUCAUUUUAUGCCUCUUUAGAAAGCUGCACUGUACCAGGAAUUAUAUCCACAUGCAUCUUUUUAUGUCGUUCAUAAUGCGAGCGAUUGCUGUGUUCGUUAAGGAUAUUAUUCUGUUUGAAGGGGGAGAAUCUGAAAUCUGCUCUGUAGCCUCGGUUGGGUGCAAAGCUGCCAUAGUGUUUUUCCAGUACUGUAUCAUGGCAAAUUUCUUCUGGUUGUUGGUGGAAGGACUCUACCUUCAUACGCUCUUGGUAAUUUCCUUUUUUUCCGAAAGGAAAUAUUUCUGGUGGUACAUCCUUAUUGGCUGGGGUGUGCCAACCAUAUUUACUACAUUAUGGAGCAUUAUAAGAGUGCAUUUUGAUAACAUUGGGUGUUGGGAUACGAUUGGAAGUCCUUGGGUUUGGUGGAUCAUCAAAGCACCUAUCUUGGUUUCCAUUCUGGUAAAUUUUUUCCUCUUCAUCUGCAUCAUCAGGAUUUUGGUCCAAAAGUUACAUUCUCCCGAUGUUGGCAGGAAUGAACAAAGUCAAUAUACGAGAUUGGCAAAGUCUACGCUUCUUCUGAUCCCUUUAUUUGGAGUUCACUAUAUCGUGUUUGCAUUUUUUCCUGACAACUUCAAAGUGGAGGUGAAGUUAGGGUUUGAGCUGGUUCUUGGAUCAUUUCAGGGAUUUGUGGUGGCAGUUCUUUAUUGUUUCCUUAAUGGAGAGGUUCAGGGUGAACUCAAACGCAAAUGGAGAAGAUGGCAUAUGGAAAGGUUCCUGGGAUCUGAUAUGAAGUAUCACAACCCUUCAACGGGCAGCAAUGGAACUAAUUUUAGCACCCAGAUCUCUAUGUUGACAAAAUGCAGUCCAAAAACAAGACGAUGUUCCAGCUUCCAAGCAGAGUUUUCUUUGGUCUGAUAUAUUUCUGAUCAACAAUAAACUUCUGUUUUUUCCCAAUGAUAAUGUCAUCGUUAGAUGAAAAAAAUGUGAAGGAAAGUCCAAACACGAUACUUGGAACUGUACUUUAUAAUGUUUGCUCUGUCCAUAGCCUUUGAGUACUUGUGCGAUUAAAUGGACUAUUAAUGUCAUAACAAAGUUGCGAAUGUAAGGAAGGCUUUGACUCAUAAAUCCAUACUGGAAUAUCCUCUGUUGCUUAGCCAAGCAAGUCUUCUGUCUGAAUUACAAGCAAAACUUUCUACUGAGUCUGGAAAAAAUGUAUUUAGUAUCCAAAAAUGAAAUAUGGAAACCACCCUUAAACUGGUGUAAAUAAUGUCAUAUAACACAUGUCUAUCAGUAGUGAAUGAAAAUGAAGAUAAAACCACAAACCUUAAGCAUAUUAUUAUCAGUAGUAAAUCACAAUCAUCUGAAGUGAUAUCAUUUUCUACACAACUAUACCUGGACAAAGAUUGCAUUUUAUUUACAGAUCAAAAGAAAAAAGACAUCUCACGUACACCAUAUCUCAACAUAAAGUAAAACAAUUAUAAUAGGGUAACACAAUUACCAUAUGGAAAGACUUAUAUAUGUGAUAAAAAGAAAAUAUAUUGUUAAAACAUUGUUCCCAUUCUAUGGAGGGGGGAGUUUAUUUUCAGAAUUUGCCAACAAUUUUUUGAAUUUGAUAAUUUAUGACUGUUUGGAAUGUCACCCUGUGUGCUUUUACAAAGGCUUGCCAUAGAUAUAUGCUUUGUAUAAAUAAUUGUAAUGAGUGUUUCUAUGAGUGAAUUGUGUGCUGGCUAUUUUUGUGUACUAUGUCCUUAGAAAUCUGUGAUAAUUUUGAAAAUGUGUAGCAGCAAAAACAUGAGGUAAGGCAUCAGUUGUGAAAAGUGGAUUUGAAAAAAGACUUUAAAGUAGAGAUAGGCAAAUGUCUUAAUUUUGUAAUUUGAAGAAUGAAUGUUCCCCUCGACAGUCAUACUAUUCUAUACUACUCAUUAUCAAAUUUCUGUAGAUCUUUUUAAUAGAAAUAUUGAAUGUUAACAUCCAAUAAAUUAAUGUAACAUUUGAAUAUAACACAAACUCUGAAUCCCAUUGUCUUACAGUGGCAUUUAUGAGAAUCAACAUUUGAAUGUUGAUAUUUGAAUAUCUGAAUAUAACAUUUAAUAUUUCAGUGUAACAUUCUAUAAUCUAAUGUUACAGUCAAUAAAAAUUAAACAUGAAA
This is a messenger RNA of Bombina bombina (fire-bellied toad), 2929 nucleotides long. RefSeq names its product vasoactive intestinal peptide receptor 1 (gene VIPR1). Gene Ontology annotation, molecular function: peptide hormone binding; G protein-coupled peptide receptor activity; vasoactive intestinal polypeptide receptor activity. The record is from RefSeq and is a predicted model, not a curated record. Bases 367 to 1695 code for a protein of 442 amino acids. The transcript is spliced from 13 exons. Gene Ontology annotation, biological process: adenylate cyclase-modulating G protein-coupled receptor signaling pathway; cell surface receptor signaling pathway. Lineage: Eukaryota; Metazoa; Chordata; Amphibia; Anura; Bombinatoridae. Gene Ontology annotation, cellular component: plasma membrane.